Molecule: messenger RNA, 1641 nt
Organism: Panicum hallii
Lineage: Eukaryota; Viridiplantae; Streptophyta; Magnoliopsida; Poales; Poaceae
Product: ethylene-responsive transcription factor RAP2-10-like
Exons: 1
Coding region: 284-1018 (244 amino acids)
Biological process (GO): regulation of DNA-templated transcription
Molecular function (GO): DNA binding; DNA-binding transcription factor activity
Source: RefSeq, a predicted model, not a curated record
GCCGUCGCCGCCCUCCUCCUUCGCCCCCGCGCUAUUGCUUGCUAGUUUAUGAUUAUCCCAACCAAACUCUAAUGAUACCCCCCUCCACCCACAAAAUCCCUAUACAAAUACCACCCAGCAAAUAGAUAGCCCUCCCGAGAGGGCAGAGAAGAAGCCCACGCCAGCCAGCGCCAAAAGCAGCUGCCGAUACCACUGCCGCUGCUGCUGCACAACAGCCCAGCAGGAGAGGGGGAGAGAGAGAGCGAGGAGAGAGGGCGGCGGCGGCUAGCUAGCUUGGUCGCUCAUGCAGGGCGCGUACCGCUCUUCCAGCGAGGAGUCGGCGGCGUCGCCAGCGGCUUCCGCGGCGGCAGCGGCGGCAGCGGCAGCCAUGGCCCCGCUGGCGGCGGCGGCGGCAGCCGCGGUGAAGAUGGAGGAGCAGGCGGCGGCGGCGCUGGCGGCCGGCGCGCAGGCGCCGGCGCCGCUCCAGCAGAUGCAGCUGCGGCGGCAGUACCGCGGCGUGCGCAUGCGCAAGUGGGGCAAGUGGGUGGCGGAGAUCCGGGAGCCGCACAAGCGCACGCGCAUCUGGCUGGGCUCCUACGCCACGCCCGUCGCGGCGGCGCGCGCCUACGACACGGCCGUGUUCUACCUGCGCGGCCGGUCGGCGCGGCUCAACUUCCCCGACGAGAUCCCCGCGCUGGCGCUGGCGGAGGGCGACGGGGACCCCGCGCGCGGCGGCGAGCCCGACGGCGGCACGCUGUCCGCGGCGUCGAUCCGGAAGAAGGCCAUCGAGGUGGGGUUGCGCGUGGACGCGCUGCAGACCGGCAUGAUGGUCGCGCCGCCGCACCCACGCGAGCGCCAGAGGCACCACCACCACCACCACCACCACCACGGCCACGGCCUCCCGCAGCUGCAGCUGCACGCCGAGGACGAGCACCGCCGGCAGGAGCAGAAGCAGCAGCAGCGCGCGGCCUGGAGCGGGCGCGCCAAGAACCCGGAUCUCAACCGGGCGCCCAGCCCCGAGAGCUCCGACGCCGAGUGAAGCAGGCAGGCAGGCAGGCGCGCGAGCGAGCGAGCACCGCAAGACUCAACUCAACGACGACGCUGUUCAUCCCUCCUCCACUCCCGCCCCGCGACGCCAUCAAGGGUGGUCUCCGUCGUCCCCGCGUAUGAUCCGGCUCGGCCGCCUACCUACCUGCCCGUCCAUCUCCCUCUCCGUCCCCCGUGGCGGGCGGGCGGGGUCGGUCGGCGGGGCGGAAGGGUUUUCGAUCGGUACGUUGUGGAUAAGCACGAGGGAGGCAGCUGGCUGGCUGGGCCGGGUGGGCGGCGUGGGCAGGCGGCCGGGCGGGGACGGAGGCGGCCGGCCACAAGUGGCGGCCUUUCCGAAGGUCAGAAAGGACAGCUGUAACAGUGAUAACAAAAACAAGUCAUCAUCCAUCGUCUCCCUCACAGAGCAUCUCCUCUCUUGUGUUUCCAAGUAGAUAAGCAGCAGCGAUUCAUUAGCACUCCACUACGCUGAUUAAAGAUUAAUCAAGUCGGAUCGGGCCUCGCAUCCCCCCUCCCUCCCCCGCUUUUCUUUAAUCCUUUUAUUACCGCGGUGCCGCCUGUAUCUUCUGCAUCCCGAUCGUAAACUAAUCGCCCCUGCCCCCGCCUUGGCAUGAUCCA